GACCUUUGACGACAUUGCCUUAUAUUUCUCCUGGGAAGAAUGGGAGCUCCUUGAUGAGGCUCAGAAACGCCUGUACCAUGAUGUAAUGCUGGAGAACUUGGCACUGACAUCCUCUCUGGGUGAGACUCACAUCCACCCUGGUGCCCUGAGUUCUUGGAGUGGAGCAGAAGGUGAUGAUGCACCUUCUGAACAGGGCAUUUUUUUAGAAGGAGCAUCACAGAUCAGAACUCUUAAGGCAGGUUUGCCUCCUCAGAAGGCCCAGCCCUUUGAGAUGUGUGGCCCAAUCUUGACAGACAUGUUGCACUUGGUUGAGCAUCAGGGAACACAUCAUGGGCAGAAAACAUACACAUGUGAGAAACUGUUCUUGACGGCUAACCUUCAGCAGCACCCAGAGCAGCACAUUAGAGAGAUUCCCUUCAGAAGUUCUGUGGACAGAGCCUCACUUACAGAGAGCUGCACAGUCCUUGCAUCAGGGAAGCCCUUUACCUGUGGGGAGAUUGGGAAGGAUUUUUUAGCUAGCCUGCGAUUUCUCCAUCAACAGGUCACUCACACUGGAGAGAAGCUAAACAAUAGGAAUGAGUGUGAGGCCAUUUUUUACAGUGGAAAAAGUCUUCACAACUGGAGAGAAUGCAAGAAAGCCUUUAACUGCACAGACACACUUGCUGAGGGCCAGAGAGUCCUCACUCGAGAAGGGCUUUAUGCGUGUAGCAAAUGUGGAAAAGCCUGUACCCGAAGAUGUAACCUCAUUCAGCACCAGAAGGUUCACACCGGAGAAAGGCCUUUUGAAUGCAGUGAAUGUGGAAAAUUCUUUACCUAUUACUCCAGCUUCAUUAUACAUCAGAGAGUUCACACUGGAGAAAGGCCUUAUGAGUGCAAUGAAUGUGGUAAAUCCUUUAGUCAAAGCUACAGCCUCAAUAGCCAUAGGAAAGUUCACACUGGAGAAAAGCCCUAUGAGUGCAGGGAAUGUGGAAAAUCUUUUAGCCAAAGGUCCAAUCUCAUUCAACAUCAGAGAAUUCACACUGGAGAAAGGCCUUAUCAGUGUGGUGAAUGUGGGAAAUCCUUUAGCCAAAACUUCAGCCUUAUUAAUCACCGGAGAGUUCACACCGGAGAAAGACCUCAUCAGUGUGGUGAAUGUGGGAAAUUCUUUAGCCGAAGCUCUAGCCUCAUUCACCACAAGAGACUACACACUGGAGAAAGGCCUUAUGAGUGCAGUAAAUGCGGGAAAUCCUUCAAGCAAAGCUCUAGCUUCAGUUCACAUCGGAAAGUCCACACGGGAGAAAGGCCUCAUGAGUGUGGGGAAUGUGGAAAAUCUUUUAGCCAUAGCUCCAACCUCAAAAACCACUGGAGAGUUCACACUGGAGAAAGGCCUAUUGAAUGCAGUGAAUGUGGGAAAUCCUUUAGCUGCAAAUCUAACCUCGUUAAACACCUGAGAGUUCACACUGGAGAAAGGCCUUAUGAAUGUGGGGAAUGUGGCAAAUCCUUUAGCCAAAGCUCGAGCCUCAUUCAACACCGGAGAGUUCACACUGGAAAAAAGCCUUAUGAGUGCAUUGAAUGUGGCAAAUCUUUUAGUUGCAAAUCUGACCUCAUUCAGCACCAGAGACUUCACACUGGAGAAAGAACUUAGAUGUACAGGAGAUGUGCAAUUUCCUUUUAGUAUAAUUACACUGGAGGAGAGAACUUGUGAGGGAACCAUUCACCUGAAUUAAAGCCU
This is a messenger RNA of Molossus molossus (Pallas's mastiff bat), 1711 nucleotides long. RefSeq names its product zinc finger protein 211-like. The record is from RefSeq and is a predicted model, not a curated record. The transcript is spliced from 2 exons. Bases 86 to 1624 code for a protein of 512 amino acids. Gene Ontology annotation, biological process: negative regulation of transcription by RNA polymerase II; regulation of cytokine production; regulation of immune system process. NCBI's taxonomy places the organism in Eukaryota, Metazoa, Chordata, Mammalia, Chiroptera, Molossidae.